Molecule: messenger RNA, 2779 nt
Organism: Phalaenopsis equestris
Lineage: Eukaryota; Viridiplantae; Streptophyta; Magnoliopsida; Asparagales; Orchidaceae
Product: large proline-rich protein BAG6
Exons: 18
Coding region: 145-2622 (825 amino acids)
Cellular component (GO): BAT3 complex
Molecular function (GO): polyubiquitin modification-dependent protein binding; misfolded protein binding
Source: RefSeq, a predicted model, not a curated record
UACUUAUAUUUCAAAAAAUACAUCGACUGCUGCUGAGAGCUGUUAGAUAGAAAUCAGGAGACUACGGAUUGGAGUGCUGGAACGAAAGGAGCUGCCUUUUGGAAGAAUCUUCCUCUAAAGCUGCCGAUCUGCUGGAUUUUCUGGAUGACGUGGGGCUGGCCUGGUCUAGGGUUUAUCGCUUUGUUUGAGCUGCUAGUUGACCUUGUGGAGACAGAUGAACCGAGUUCAUUGACUAGUGUGAAAAAUUCUAGGUGUCGUUUUUACUUUUUUGAACAUCGGCCAAGAAUGGGAACCAGCGGUGCUGCUAAAAUUCCUAUGAGCAGUGGUGAUGUUGUUGAAGAUUCUGAGACAACUGUUGAGAUAAAAAUUAGAACUUUGGAUUCCCAGACUUAUACUCUGCGAGUUAACAAACGUGUUCCCGUCCCAGCUCUCAAAGAACAGAUAGCUAUCGUAACAGGAGUGCUAUCAGAGCAACAGCGCCUAAUAUGCCGUGGCAGGGUUUUGAAAGAUGAUCAGCUCCUUUCAGCUUACCAUGUUGAGGAUGGUCAUACAUUACAUCUUGUUGUCAGGCAGCCUCACCAAUUAUCAUCGGCAUUUUUUGGUUUGGAGGAUCAAUCUGCUAAUUCUACUUCAGAUAACAUGCCAAAUCAUUCCAAUCCAGUUUCUCGUACUGUUGUUCUUGAAGCUGUCAACAUAGAUCAUGCUGAUCUUGAUCCUACAUUCCUUAAUCGGAUUAUGACUAAUAUACUGAAUUCUUUUAGCGCAACUAAUACUGGAAGUGGUAAUGUUGGCACUAAUAUUCGGGAAGAAAAUUUAGAUAGGCUUCCAAGAUCAUUUGGUGAUACUGGAGUUUCAAGCAGUCAGAAUCAACCACAUAUUGCUUCUCAAAGCAGUCAAAAUCAAUCAAAUAUUUCUUCUCAAAGAAUAGCGUUUGACAGGCAACAACCUGCUUUCCAAUUCCCAACCGCUGUUUCAUUGGGGUCCCAAAGCUUGCCAGCAAUUCCACAUUCCUUGACUACUCUACAACAGUACUUGGCCUAUUUGAAGAAUGUGUUCUGUAGAGACAUACAUGGUUCUAACGGUUCAAAUGCCCUCUUUUCAGCAGAUAGUGAUCAUAAUAGCAGAGAUGCUUCUACAGUGCAUCAUAAUGAUGGUGGAGACUAUACCUCCUUACAUCAUCAUUCUUCUAGGAGAGAUGAUCUACCCUCUCCUGCAGCUCUAGCAGAAAUUUUGCAGGCGACAAGACAACUGCUAGCAGAGCAUGUUGAAGAGCGUCUGCUUGAACUAGCUAGGGAACUGGAGAAUGAUACAAAUAUAACAGAUCAAGAAAGGCGGUCAAAUGUCCAAUCUAGUGCAUUCAGGACUGGAUUUUUUCUGCAGAACCUUGGCUCUUUGCUUCUUGAGCUCGGUCGCACUACCAUGACACUGCGAAUGGGACAAGUUCCCGCUGAAGCUGUUGUUAAUGCUGGACCUGCUGUUUUUAUAUCAGCAUCAGGGCCAAACCCUGUAAUGGUGCAGCCUGUUCCUUUUUAUCCGGCGGCACCAAGUUUUGGUGGGAUGGACAUGGGAUCAACAAAUUCAGGUCAUGGACCAGAAGGUGAAAGAGUUGGUUCUGCACUUUUUCCUCGAAAUAUUGAUAUUCGAAUCCAUGCAGUCAGCCGUGCAGUUCCUGUUCCUUCUGCCAGCCAAAGUGGACCGGGGGAUGCACAGCCACAACAAGGAAAUUCAGAUUCAACAAGCACUUUAGCAGAUGAUGUUUCUGUUCAUCAGCCAGUUCAAGCUCGCCCAAACAGUGCAACUUUGACAAGAGAAAUUGGAUUAAGAGUUGUUCCUGUAAGAACAGUAGUAGCAAUGCCUGCUGGAAUCAGCAAUUCACAAUCCAAUUUAUCUGCCAAUUUAGUUCCAUUGCUGCAUCCUUUAAUCACCAGGAUCCAACAACAAAAUAGUGGUAGUGUAAAUGAUGCAUUGAGUGCUCAAGCAUUUCCUUUUAAUCAGGGCGGUGUUGAAGCCAAUCAAGAGUCUUUUCCUGAUUCCGUGAGGCAAAUUUUAGAAUCUUAUGUUGGGGGUUUUGUACAGGAGACUCAGGCUCCAUCCUACACCGUGCCAAUGGCCUCUGGGUCAAGUAUGCCACCAGCUGCACAAAUUGAGCGUCAAGGAACCCACGUUUAUAUUACCAGCCAACAAAUGCCAAAUAGUUAUAACGAGAGUUCCCAUGCAAACGAUGGUGUGGAUGUUGGCCAAUGGUCUUCGCCCCAAUAUCUGAACAUAUUUAACCAGACUUCUAGUACAGUACCUCUUGGAGAGCAAGUAAAUACUAGAGGUGUUGACCAACAGGGUUCUGCUUCUGGUUCUCAAACAGAACAAGAAAGUACUGAGAUGAAUUCUGAAUUAAACGAUGCAUCAGUAUCUGUGAAUGAUCAGGGGGUGUUAUUCUCUCAUUACCUUCGCCACCUAAUGCCAUUAUUAACACAAGAAACAGCUGUUUCACAAGAUGCUUUGACUGUUGACUCAAAUUUAUUGAUCUCAGACGCACAGACGGUGGAUUUGAAUGAUCCAAGUAACUCCCAACAUAAAAGAGAUCCAUUUGAACCACCAAGUGCAAAGCGCCAUAAGGGAGAUUGAGAAUGCUCCGGGCUUUUCCAGAUGGCUGCAUUUGCGAUUAGACGUCAAAGGCCAUCUGUUUGUAAGAACCGCUAUUGAAGCAGCAAAAUUUGUUGUGGUGAUGCAGUAAUUAUUUGCAUAUUCUUCUUCUUUUGUACAUUGGGAGGAUCCCCCCCCC